Microplitis demolitor is the source of this 2619-nucleotide messenger RNA. Its product is annotated as alpha-tocopherol transfer protein. Bases 830 to 1993 code for a protein of 387 amino acids. Gene Ontology annotation, cellular component: membrane. The record is from RefSeq and is a predicted model, not a curated record. Gene Ontology annotation, molecular function: phosphatidylinositol bisphosphate binding. NCBI's taxonomy places the organism in Eukaryota, Metazoa, Arthropoda, Insecta, Hymenoptera, Braconidae. The transcript is spliced from 6 exons.
AGGUUUUGUAUAUGAUAGUAUACCAAGAGUUUCAUAGUCAACAUUCUCUCUGUUUAACAUCAGUGCUCAUAGUGAUGUGACGUUCGCCAGAGAAGAUAAUAUGCGCGCGAUAACGCAGUUUUAUCGAGCUCACACGUGUACUGUACAUUUACGCGUACGUAAAUGACGUGGUUAUUCAAUUAAUAAAUAAUAUAAAAAGCAAAUAAGUAGUUUUCACUUUACCGACAGUGAUAAUAAACAAUAAAUAUAUUACUAAGAAUCAACUGUUCAUUUAUAAAUUUUUUAUAUUUAUAUUGGAUAGAUUUUAAAUCUAAACGAACAAAACGAUACAUUUUAACAAGUUAACUACUUAAUGAAUCGUUUAUGUAUCUAUAAAUUAUUUUUAUUAUUAUACUGAGGUUGAUAAUUAUAUUUUACCAUUACAAGAAAAAACAUCAGAUGAUAAAAAAAUUUUAACGCUUUUUUUACCGUUUUUAAAAGUGGUAAUUAUUAAAAUCGUAACGACAUAUGAAGGACAUAAUAAAAAAAAUUAAUGUAAAUAAGAAAAGUUGAGGUAAUAUAAUUAUGUGUGGUUUCGUGUUAAAAUAUAAUUAUUAUAAACACGCAAAAACUAAUAAUUAUUGUGGGUAUGGACCAAGAAAUUAACAAAAACUGAACCGCUUGUUGAAAAUAAAUCUUCAAGAUAAAUUUUAUAUUUUGUAACUAAAUUAAAUAAAUCACUAAACUAAUAAAUCUGAAAAGAUUUUCAAAACUAUUCCAAAUAACUGUGACAUAAAAUAAAUAAUAAAAGACCUUCAAAACUGCGAAUAUUAAUAUUUAAAUUUUAAUAAUGAUCAAUGAUGAAAAUUUAGUUAACAAUAAUGAUAUUGCAACAUCGAAAAAAACGGAUUCGGAAAAAAAAAAUUCAAAACUUAACAAUGGAAAAAAAAGUUCAGAUCGUUCAUUGAUGAAUAAUAAUAUAACUCAAGAAUCAUCAGAAAAUAUUGAAAAAAUGUGGGAAUCAAUGCUAAGGAUGCAAGACGAAAUUGGUACAAAAGCUAUUAAAGAAAACUUGGAUAUAAUCGAAAAUAAUUUACGUGAGGUAAAGCAGUCAAGUUUAGAGGAAAUGAAAACUGAGGAUGAAGAGCUCGAUCUGGACUUAGAGGAAUUAUCGCCUGAGGUGAUGGAGUACGCUAAACGGGAACUCGGUGAAACAGAUGAGGUCAAGUGCCAAACAUUGCAGGAGCUACGUGACAUGAUAUAUGAAAGAGGUGAAUGUACCCCCCACAGGAUGGACGAUGCCUUUUUAAUCAGAUUUCUUCGUGCACGUAGUUUCAAUGUUAACCGAGCUCAUCGGUUGGUUGUUAGAUAUUAUAAUUUCAAAGAAGAUCAUCCGGAAAUACAUAAAAAUGUAAAUCCACUAAAAAUGCAUCAUAUUGGUGAAGAUGAUGUAAUGACUGUGCCAGCAUAUAGAACACAAUGUGGACGUAGAAUGAUGAUUUAUAGAAUGGGUAAUUGGGAUCCUAAAAAAUAUGGCGUUGAAGAAAUUUUCAAAGCAACUGUUAUUAUACUUGAACUGGGAGUUUUGGAACCGCGAGCACAAGUUCUUGGCGGAGUCGUUAUUUUCGAUCUUCAGGAUAUUACUUUAGCACAUGCUUGGACUAUUACACCUCAGGUUGCAAGUAUGGUAAUGGCAUUAAUGGUAUCCUCAUUUCCAAUGAAAACUUAUGCGAUUCAUAUUCUUCAUCAGUCUUGGGUAUUUGACAUGAUAUAUGCAAUGUUUAAACCUCUUAUAAAUAAAGAAAUGCAAGAACGUGUUUUUUUCCAUGGUGAUGAUAUGACAAGCCUUCAUAAACAAGUGGCGCCUACGUCAUUGCCGAAGAAAUAUGGAGGUACACGAGAGGAGUUGCCAUAUUACAAGUGGAUUGAUUCACUUAGCUUAAAACCUAAAAUUGUCAAGGAAAUGCAGUCACUUGGUUACGUUAUUCCAGAGGAGUUGGUUAAAGACCUUUGAUCUUUAUCAUUUCUCUACAUAGAAUAUUUAAUUUGAUAUGAUAUAAAAGAUAGUAAUUGUAGUAACAAAAUAUAAUAUUUUAAUAAAUAUUAUAUUCUUUUAGAUUGUCACUGAUUUCUUAUAAUUAAUUAUAAACUAUCAAUAAUUAAAGCCUUGCUUCUAAUUAUUACGAUAUUUAAAUUAUUUUAUGUAACUCAUGCUAAUAAAGAACACGCCGCUAACUGGCUAAAGUCAGCCUCAAAAUUUUAUGUUAAAAUACAUCCUUUCUGACUUGUCAAACGACUGGUUUAAUAUAUAUUAAACCACCGAAUUUUAAUGAAAUAGGCGAAGUAUAGCCCUACUCAAUAAUUCAAUAACUAAUCUAUCACCUUUCUCUUUUAAAUACUCAGCACACAUAUGUGUAGAUCAAGACAGCGUCAGCUGAAUUUUAUAACCUUACAUACCUCUAUCAAUUGAUAAAGUAAAUUAUUUUUAUAACUCUGCAUGACGCUGACUUUAGACAUUUAACGGCGUUUUUCUUCGUGCAUUCAUUACAUAAACUACUGUAUAAAUCUAGUGACAUCGAGUAUGAUACCGAUUUCACAUGAUGCAUAAGAUACUAUUGAUUAAACGUUUUUAUUUUUUUG